ACGGUAAGUCAAAAGUGAAAACUCAAUGGGAGUCAACGUCGCUUGUCAUUCGUAAGCCGCGAUCGAUGGCGACAACUUCUUUCGCCCGGUAGACCGAGGAUUAGCAACAUGGCGAUCUUCAAAUAUAUUGCCGUUAUAUUGGCGUGUGGCGCGUGCGUUUCUGCAAUUGUUGGGCCAGGAAACGAAACGAAGUCUGUAUUAUCUAAAACUGAUACGUAUUUAGAUGCGUACUCUAAAUCGCGAAUUGAAGCUGAGAAGGCAAAACAAGGUGUAGUGAUAAUAACAGCAAAGGAUGGAGAGAAGAAGAUUUCAAACCGAGAUGAUAGUUACCAGUCUGCCUCCGGCUACGACUACUCACCGCCGUUUUCAAGUGACAGCAGUUUCAGUUCUUCAGGAUCAUCGAGUUACUCUGGGUCCAACAGUUACUCGCCUCCAUCGUCUAAUUACGGACCACCUGUGAAGUUUGAACCUGAAAUAACAUACAAUGCUCCUCCGAACACUUAUGGUCCUCCUUCUCCAAAUUAUGGACCUCCGGCGCAUAGCUAUGGGCCACCGGCUCCUUCGUACGGUCCCCCAGCCCAGACGUAUGGUCCUCCAGCUCAGUCUUACGGCCCACCAAUUCAUAAGCCAUUGCCACCACCAAUAUAUGGGCCACCCCUGAAACCAUCUUACGGGGUACCCUACACUGCACCCGCCCUAGGAUUUUUGGAUAAAUUGUCGUUGAAACUCGACAUCUUGACAAUAGCAAAAUUGCUGUUGAAACUGUUGAUCUUCAAGAAGCUUGUGACUAUGCUCGCCGUGGUUUGUAUGUUGUUGGUGAUACCGAAACUUAUUUCAUUCAAGAAGGACAACAAUGGCGGUGGCAACACUGACGAGGAUGAACGAAACUUUGGAGCCAAAAACUUGGUGGAGUUAACUUCGGUACAUCAGUUGUUGGAGAGAGCUAUCUCCGUAUACGGACAGCAGCAGCCGAACUGUAACGUCACGUGUCGCGUGCGCAGAGUCCUAGACGACAUUUACGAAUUUCAACCUUAUUUCAGGGGAGAUUCAUCAUAACUAACUCGCAGUUAUGCUGUCAACGGUCGUUGUUCUAAUGGAUGCUGGUUAUAGCAGGUGCCAUUGAAAUUAGUCUGAUUCCAGUCAAAAGACUUUAUCGUACCUAUUUAUUUACUUAUUUAUUUAAAUUAUUUGUAGAUAGUUAUUUAUUGUGAUUAUAAGUUAAAUAAAGAAUUUUAUAAUUUUUU
This is a messenger RNA of Helicoverpa armigera (cotton bollworm), 1244 nucleotides long. RefSeq names its product formin-A. Lineage: Eukaryota; Metazoa; Arthropoda; Insecta; Lepidoptera; Noctuidae. The coding region runs from base 109 to 1056 and encodes 315 amino acids. The record is from RefSeq and is a predicted model, not a curated record. The transcript has 3 exons.